Mesocestoides corti is the source of this 561-nucleotide messenger RNA. NCBI's taxonomy places the organism in Eukaryota, Metazoa, Platyhelminthes, Cestoda, Cyclophyllidea, Mesocestoididae. The record is from the annotation of a GenBank genome assembly.
AUGACUCAACCAACGAGAUUAGAUGGUGAAUUAAAUGGUUCUGCUUACGACGGUGAUUUAUGUAAUGUUGCACUUGGCGAAGAGGUCCCGUGUCUUGAUGCGGUUUCGCCCAACCUUUCAGAAGAAGUUAACACUCUUAAAUCGUGUAUUUUGAACAAACUUAGACGACACUGCGCAAAGUCUCUAAUGGGUGCCUGGACAAAUACACAAAAUAUUGACAUCGAGGAAGUUGGAGGAGGCCUUAGUAAUUAUUUGUACGUUGCCAGCCUGAAGCCUGGCACUCCAGUAGACAGCAACUCAACUCCCCGAAAAGUAUUUGUCCGCGUCUACGGUGAACUUCUUCGGAGCAACAUCAACUCUGUUGUUCUUGAUGCCGUUAUAUUCGCUCUCCUUUCAGAAAAGCGUCUUGGCCCAAAGCUCUACGGCGUGUUUCCUGGUGGACGUAUUGAGGAAUUUGUUGAGGUGUCGACACAGUUGCCUGUUUUUCAACUAUUUUCGUUCCGUUGGGACCUUUCCAUUAUUUCUACAUUUGUUUUAGAGGAGAAAAUUCAAAGUUCGUAA